Trichoplax adhaerens is the source of this 447-nucleotide messenger RNA. RefSeq lists its product as uncharacterized. Gene Ontology annotation, molecular function: protein binding. Lineage: Eukaryota; Metazoa; Placozoa; Uniplacotomia; Trichoplacea; Trichoplacidae. The record is from RefSeq and is a predicted model, not a curated record. The transcript is spliced from 2 exons. The coding region runs from base 1 to 447 and encodes 148 amino acids.
AUGGAUGAAGAUUAUAAUCAAGCCAAUCUCCUCUUUACUAAUGGACAACGCCAAGCAGCCCUCGAUAGUUACACCGCUUUCCUUGAUAAAUGGGAACCACAACGUGACGCUUUCGGUGAUACCGUCAAUAGUUAUAAUAAAAAAUUGGCAAUAGCUUACAACAAUCGCGGGCAGUUGCAUUACCUCAACGUUGACUUUUAUUUAGCAAUGGAAGACUACAGCCAAGCACUUAAAUAUAAUCAACAUUUUGCUGUAGCAUACUAUAAUCGUGGUCAAAUUCAUUACAGAUUAGGCUCGUAUCAGCUAGCAAUUCAAGAUUUACAACGUGCAUUAGCUAUAGAGCCAAACUUUGAAGAUGCUAGAUCAAAUUUGAUGCAAGCUCGUCAAGACCUAGAGUUGCAGCUACAGGGUAAAUCAUCGUCCGAUACGAUUAACGCUCUAAGUUAA